Toxotes jaculatrix (banded archerfish) is the source of this 1919-nucleotide messenger RNA. RefSeq names its product BICD family like cargo adaptor 2 (gene bicdl2). Bases 381 to 1688 code for a protein of 435 amino acids. The transcript is spliced from 10 exons. NCBI's taxonomy places the organism in Eukaryota, Metazoa, Chordata, Actinopteri, Toxotidae. Gene Ontology annotation, biological process: vesicle transport along microtubule; Golgi to secretory granule transport. The record is from RefSeq and is a predicted model, not a curated record.
GCUGAGCCUCUCUUGUGCAAACACUCCCAAACACAUACACACACACACACACACACACUCACCAAACAGGAAGACUAUACCUGCUCGGUGCGAGUUGGCUGCGAACCGUCAGAGUCAUCUGCGAAGAAGUGAAAAGAGGGUACCAGGGUCAGGACCACAGUCCCCACAGUGGGGAACAAGUUUGGCGCAGACAUAUUGGAUUACAAAAUCCACUCAAACCACUCCAGACCAGACUCCAGACCUUCAAGAUACAGAAAAGGGUUCCUGAUCGUACAAACAAAAAAAUCAUGCCUGUCCACCCGAUCACCUGUAUGAGUGUGGAUCCCAAGACCUGGGAUGAUGCUUUCUAAUUGAGUCCUACAAACCUGCAACUGUCAACCAUGUUCACACCCAGGAAAAACAGUCUUCCCUCCCCUAGUCUGGAGGACUCCUUCUUCCCUCUGUCCUCAUCCUCCUCGGUGUCUCUCUCCUUUGCUAUCCCUUCAUCUACAUCUUCUCCUGGUAGCAUUGAUGGAGGGAUAGAGACAGAUUUGAUACUCGCCGCAGAGCUUGGACAGGCUUUACUGGAGAAGAAUGAGGAACUGGCGGCCUCUCUGGAACAGAGGGAGAAGGAGAUUGAGGCUUUACAGCAGGAGAAGCAUGUUCUUCAGAGGAGGCUGGAGAUGAAUGAACUGGCAUCUGGUCAGAAAGAGUCAGAGCUGACGGCAGAUUUAGCCGCCUUGAGGACUGAGCUGGAGCGACACCACAGCCAAGGGAGAGACCGAAGAAGAGAUGAGAGUGAACAGCUGACUCAGUUAGCCAAUCAUAACCAACGAUUGGUGGAGCAGCUGGCAGAGGCUGUAACACUGGAACACUCCUUGAGGACUGAGCUUCGUUCCCUGAGAGAAGAGAUGGAAGAAUCGUCUUUUAGCCGAAAUAUCAGCUUCACACAGAUAGAGAAUAUUCAAGCAGAGAACAGAGUCUUGCUGGAGCGGCUGUCGCACAUGGAGACCCAACUGAAAGCUUCACAGGAGUACAGUGACAGACUCCGCGUGGAGAGAGAGGGACUGAGAGAGAGAGUGUCAGGACUCCAGAUGAAACUGAGAGAGAAAGAAGCAGAGAUAGAGCAGGAGCAGGGAGUGGUGUUUGAGUUGCGUACCUUGAAUCGCUCUCUACAGCAAAAAACCCUGAGCCUGGGAGAAGAGAGCAUCCUGGACUGUGCUCACACACAACCUUUGUCUCUGCUUAGUGAAAUUCAGCAGUCACAGGCUAAAGAGGCUCUUCUAGCUCACUCCACAGUCCUGCAAGCAAGAGAUGAAGAGAUCCAAGCACUCAAAGAGGAGCUAAAAUCUCAGCGAGAAGAGCUGGAGACUUUACAGGAAGAAAUCAAGCCAUUUAGAGGCAGUCCUGAAAAGCCAAGCUACAGUUCCUUAGAGAACGAGUUGGUCACGGUGCGCCAGGAGAAAGAAACGCUAACUCAGCAGCUUCUCAAUACCAUCAAACACAAGGUGGCACUGUCUCAAGAGCUGGAUGCCUGGCAGGAGGAUAUGCGGUUGGUGAUCAAUCAGCAGGUGCAGCAAAGGGAGGAGGAAAGAGAGAAGGAAAAAGAGCGAGAGAAAGACAACAAACUAGGACUCCAAAGAAGCAAAUCUUUGAGAGUGAAGGGAGAAGGAGGAAAAGGUUUCUUCUCUUUUUUCAGAGACAAAUAGCGGAGAAUUGGCAGUGGUUUAAACAGACUGAGUAUCAGCCCUCAUCUUUGCCCCUGUGAGCUCAUGUUGCCAGAAAAUGUACUGUUAUCAGAAUCAACAAGUCAAAUGUUUACAGACCUCAUAUUUGAAUAUAUUUUAAUAUAUUUGUAUAUAAAGUAUAUGGAUGUACAGUAACAGUACAUCAGUAAUUAGAGUUUUUAGGAUUUUUAUAUUAAAAAGAUAAAACCAACA